AUGCUGAAAACCCGGCAGUGUUUACUGGGACUGCGCACUUUCCUCGGUGUGGCGUCCAGAAUCUGGGGCUUCAUCCUCUAUAUUCUCCGGAAACACCUGCGGACUAUCAUUCAGUACCAGACUGUGCGCUAUGAUAUUUUACCUCUUUCUCCUGCAUCCAGAAACAGACUCAAUGCAGUGAAGAGGAAGAUCCUGGUUCUGGAUCUGGAUGAGACUCUGAUCCACUCUCACCAUGAUGGAGUCCUGAGACCUACAGUCCGACCCGGAACUCCACCAGACUUCAUCCUCAAAGUGGUAAUAGAUAAACACCCGGUGAGGUUUUUCGUCCAUAAAAGGCCACACGUGGACUUCUUCUUAGAAGUGGUGAGUCAGUGGUACGAGCUGGUGGUGUUUACAGCCAGUAUGGAGAUUUACGGCUCAGCUGUAGCAGAUAAGCUGGAUAAUAACAGAGGGAUCCUGAAGCGCAGAUACUACAGACAGCACUGUACUCUGGAUCUGGGCAGUUACAUUAAGGACCUGUCUGUAGUGCACAACGACCUGUCCAGUAUAGUCAUCCUGGAUAACUCACCUGGAGCAUAUCGCAGUCAUCCAGAUAAUGCGAUACCUAUACGGUCGUGGUUCAGUGAUCCCAGUGACACGGCGCUGCUCAACCUGCUGCCCAUGCUGGAUGCACUCAGGUUUACGUCAGACGUGCGCUCAGUUCUCAGUCGUAAUCUUCAUCAGCAUCGUCUCUGGUGAUCAGACGGAUUUUAUUCUUCUUUAUCAGAUUCUCCACGGCUGGAGGUCUGUCAGGUGACCUGUGAUGUCAUCGGGACAAUCGGACUGCAGAGCGAGAGAGAGACACGCCCAUGUGCACACACACACACACACACACACACACAGCUGAACUAAACUAAUGUGGAUGGAGAGACAGGAAGCUGCCUCACACCCAGUGUGUGUGUGUGUGUGAUGGAUUGAUUCAGAUUUGUCACAUUAAUACACAGAAAGUGCUGCUCAGAUCAGUCGUACAGCCACUCACUCCUUCAUCGUCCUCCUCAUCAUCGUCCUCCUCAUCAUCGUCCUCGUGCAUUCCUUCUGAAUCUACCUUCUCAAGAACAACUUCAGCAUCCGUCUGAAACCGGCUUAGAUGUACUGCUGAAAUUGAACUUGUUCCUCUUCACUAAGCUCUGUACCUUGAUCAGGGUAGCAGUGGGUCCAGACCCUGAACCAGAAACAGCGGGUGUCUGCAGUGGUAAAUCUGUCCUGCUCUCAAUUUAAACAUCACCCAUCACCGCUCAGUACAGAACAGGACCAGUACAGAACCAGUACCCCUAACUCCAGUACUGAAGCACCAGUUCAGCACCGUCUGCUGAAUGUUCUCCACCUCUGGAUGAGCACAUUGUUCUUAUUCACAUCUGUAGGAAUGGCUUUUGACAGCUUCUGACAGUGAUGGAUUCUUAAUCCUGCUCUUUUUAAUCCUCGACCUUCUCAUCUUCUCUUCUUUCUCUCCUCCGUCCUCAUACUUCUGCUCUUUGUUCUUCUGUCCUGCAGCUUCACAGUUACACGUGAGUUUACAUCCACCUGAUCCAGAGAAGUUUAGAAACUACCAUGAAUCAGAAGCGGCAGGAUCACUGGUCUCACUGUUCACAGUCAAGUGAGCUUUAUUUUGCUGUUGGCUGCAGGUGUAUGUAAACUUCUGAGCUGUGAUUCUGUGUUUUUAUUUGUGUUUCGUUUGGUGUGAAAUUCUGGAUUCUGACUGAAAUGGAUUCCAACUCCGUUUCUUACAAACCAGUAGUGAACUGGUGUGAUCUGUGUUGUAAUAAUAAUGUAAUGGAUGGGGGGGGGGGGGGGGUGAGUCAGUAUAACUCUGAUUUCUGAAUCAAUCCCACCAGCUCCAGGAUAGAAUUCAUGUUGAUUCUGAUGGAAAUGUUGAAGUUGUUCUGUAGAAUCUGGACUUUACUGGAGCAGAAGCGACUCGGACCUGAAUCAGACUGGAAGGACGUAUCGUGGAUCUGACUGGAAGCUUCUGAGAUGUUUCAGUCCGAACAAGAAUAUGAGCACUGAUUCAUCCGCCUGAUCAAAAACCUCAAUUAUUUACCAUCAAUCAAUCUCUCUGUCUGUCUCUCUGUCUGUCUGUCUCUCUGUCUGUCUCUCUCUGGCUGUUUGAUCAAUAGAAAGUGGAGUGUGUGAGUGCACUCGUAUCCGAGUUCGUUCUCAGAUUUGUGCAGAUUUACAAUAAAACUCGUUAAAGUCA
Molecule: messenger RNA, 2233 nt
Organism: Trichomycterus rosablanca
Lineage: Eukaryota; Metazoa; Chordata; Actinopteri; Siluriformes; Trichomycteridae
Gene: ctdnep1a
Product: CTD nuclear envelope phosphatase 1a
Exons: 8
Coding region: 1-738 (245 amino acids)
Molecular function (GO): phosphoprotein phosphatase activity
Source: RefSeq, a predicted model, not a curated record